AAUACAAUGCUCUGUCCCGGUGGCUUCAGACACGAGCACCUCCAUUGCUUUCCCUGCUUCCUGUUACCUCAGGUUGGCAGAGAUAUGGGCACAUCAUCAGGAUAGGUGUCGCAUGGCUACGCACUACGCAGCUACUGCACAAACAGAGAAGUUGUUGCAACAUUUCAAACAUCAAAUCAAGACUUUUGGAGCAGAUUUAAGUGAAGGCACUGGGACAGUGUUGACACUCACGUCCCAGAAGAAGAAGGAGAAAAGAGCUGCCAUAUCAGAGGACAGUUAAAAGGAGGGGCUGAGCCUUCCCCCAGAUUACUACAAGGAAAAUGGUGUUUUUACCCAAGAAGCACAAAUUCCUUCUCCCCCUCCUCCUGUGUGUCCUCCUCACCUGUCUGUGCCAGGCAGCCAACACCAGCUCAGCCAACACCCCAACCGCUUCCUCUGCCUUCUCAAACGAUACUUCCCUGAAGGGCGUGCCAGGCUGUGGCACAGGACUGGACCCCAUCUACAGGUACCUGUGUGACCGCCGGGCAGCGUGGGGGAUCGUGCUGGAGACCCUGGCCUCCUCAGGCUUCCUCUUCACCAUGACUCUCCUCUUGGGCCUGCUGCUCUGGUCCCUGUGCAUCUGCAGUGCCUCCCGGCACCAGCGCAGCAGCAUCGCAGCCAUGGUUACUUCCAUGUCCUUGUUCUUGUUGGCCACAGCUGGGAUCUUCGCCAUCACCUUCUCCUUCAUCAUCCGCCUUACCCCACAGACCUGCGCCACCAGGAUCUUCCUUUUCAGCGUGCUCUUCUGCCUGGCCUUCUCCUGCCUAUUGGCUCGCCUCCUGGCUCUGCUGGGCUUCACAGCAGCCCAGGGCUGGAGCGAGCCUGCCAUAGCCCUGGGGCUCUUCACCGUGCAGGUGAUCAUCUCUGCCGAGUGGCUGAUCCUUGUGGUGGUCCGGGACAACAACCCUUGUGAGUACAGCCCCAAGGAAUUUGUCAUGCUGCAGAUCUACGUGCUGUGCCUCCUGUUUAUCAGCUUGAUCCUCUCCCUGCACUUCAUGUGCCGCUCCUGCUUCACACACAGCUACAGCUACAGCUACACAGGGCCCAUCAACCAGCAGGGCAGGCAACAGGCCAUGGUGCUCUGGCUCACCCUGCUGCUCUCCGCCUGCAUCUGGGUGGUGUGGAUCACCAUGCUCACCAGGGGAAACCCUGAGCUUGACCGGCGCCCGCAGUGGGAUGACCCGGUGCUUAGUAUCGCCUUGGUGGCCAACGGCUGGGUGUUACUGAUGGGGUACGCCUUGUCGCAGGUCGCCUUCCUCUGCAGAGGGGGGGCCAAGUCCAAGGAUAUCCCCCUGAGCUUUGUGGGCUGGACCAGCCCCACCGCUGACACCCCAGAACUGGGCGGUCAGAAGGAAGGGAAGGAAAAUGGAAGCUUUGAGAAAGACGGAGAAAACAGGAGAGGCAGGAGAACCGAGCAGUCGCUGAAGUCGCCCUACGAUGGAUUCUCCGUGAGAGAAAUCGACCCCGACAAAGACUACACCAUUCCUCGGCCUCAGCCCACCAACUACGCGGAACCUUAUGAUGAAUAUUAUGGACAAGAAUAAAAUCAACAUGCACAUGAACUGAAACCAAACCCAAAGCUGAGCACGACCCAACCCUUCUGUAUUUCAAAUGCUCGGCACAAAACUGCUUUUUGUUAAUGUCCUCAUGCAAAUGUAAAUAUUUGUGUAGCGUUAUAAGAAAUGUUUUAACAGAACUGUCAAACCCCCUGUCCCGAAAAGAAACGACUCAGCAGUGUGACUUUCACCAGGGAGGCUGGAAGUGUCCAGGGUGCAGCCUUCUUCUGGCGAGAAAUGCACAUCACAAAUGCUUAGUGAUGAUGGUGUGUGUGUGUGUCUGUGUGUACACUGUGUGCUAGACUGGGGUGGCAUGUAAUCCCUGAGGUGAUGGAGGCGGCGUGAAGCUGCAGAAGCAUCUGUGAACGGUGGAGAGGAGGGAUGAAAGGAGCGAGACGGGAGGAGAGGGAAGAGGGAGAUAAACUAAGAUGAGGCAGGAGGAGGUUAGGACAGGAAACCCGCCAGCUCUGGAGGGGUGGGGUGGGGGGGUGCCAUCCCCGAUUAACAUCCUCGUGGUUACGGUGACAUCCCAGCUCCUGGAUGCUGUGCUGCAGCAAAAACAACACACGUUCUGUGUAUAUGGACAGAUACAAGAUUUGUCAAUAAAAU
This is a messenger RNA of Monopterus albus (swamp eel), 2204 nucleotides long. Its product is annotated as G-protein coupled receptor family C group 5 member D. Bases 321 to 1583 code for a protein of 420 amino acids. NCBI's taxonomy places the organism in Eukaryota, Metazoa, Chordata, Actinopteri, Synbranchiformes, Synbranchidae. Gene Ontology annotation, molecular function: protein kinase activator activity; G protein-coupled receptor activity. The record is from RefSeq and is a predicted model, not a curated record. The transcript has 4 exons. Gene Ontology annotation, biological process: G protein-coupled receptor signaling pathway. Gene Ontology annotation, cellular component: intracellular membrane-bounded organelle; signaling receptor complex; extracellular exosome.